AAUGCGUAGGAUGAUACUUCCCAAAGAGAAGUCGGAAGUGGCUUCCAUAUUCCAUUGUCAGACGUUUUCCUACUCUGCGACAUAAAAUGAUUAUCCAUCCAUAACGCCAAAAUGAGCAAGAUAUUAAUGGACCAUGGUUUCCUUCCUCUUUCCUCUCUCCGUCUUAUCGUGCCCCCUCUGCAGCUUGUGUCUGCAGCUCUGUGGGAGAUAGUGAAGCAGGGAGCUGUGAUGUACUAUGGUCUGCUGGAGGAGUUCGUUACCUCAGUGCUGGAAACAGUCCCUGAACUGCUCACAUACACAGAGAGAGUCCAACUAGCUAUGGGCCUACGUGCAAAGGUGGUGCUAGAGUUGUGCAGCAACAGGGAUUUUGCCAGCCCACAGGCCAUCCAGCCUCAUCUGAGCAGAAUAAACACCUACAUUACACACCAGGAUAAAGAGACUUCCAGCUCUGAGGUAAAAGCAUCAGUGACAAACUUCCUGAAGCUUGUUCAAACUCUAGUGGAUGACCAAUGUCAGAGAGAUACAUUUUAUCAGAAAAUCUUUCCAACAGUGUUCGGCCCUAAAUAUGACUCAGCCCUACUGGCUCUAAUGAGAAAGUUCCUCUUCAAUCUGCAGAAGCUUUUACCUGUUCCAAACCUUGAACAAACUUCCCUUUGGCUCAGUCUCUCUCCUUCUAUCUUGAAAGAGUGUGUAGACUUCCUGAAUCAACCUGAGCCCCUGAAUACACUCAUUCAGCAUCACAAACAUCAUGGCCACAAAGUUCCACAAGCUUUAUCUUCCUCCGGUGAUGAUUGCAUUCUUUCCAGCCUGUCCUAUCACCUACCACAUGUGGACAAUGACAAAGGAGACACACUUGGCAGUGAGUCGAAAAAAAAGAAGAAAGAAGAAAACUCCAAGGUGAUAAAUUCAGAAUUGUUGCGGAAUAACGAUAGAAAUGGACAUAAGCAUGUUAUUGAUCUGACUGAAGACCAAGGAGCUUCUGUUGAAGUAAUACUUCAACCCUUUGAUGAAAGUGAGUCUAAUGAUGAUGAUGACAUGGACAAAGAAUGGUUCCACCAUUUGAAAACUGGCAGUACGACAUCCUCAAAAACCUUCAAGUGUCUUGUCUGUGGCAGAGAUUUUGGUUCCCCAAGGAAACUAAAGGAACACAAGAUUACCCAUAGUGGUUGCUGUACAAACCCAACGAGUCAGUCAAAUUAUGUGGGCCAAAGUAGCUUUUUUGAGAAAAUAAAUGUACAGCCUAAACCAAAGACUUUUGAGAAUAAUGCUUCUAGAAGUGAGAAUAGGCUUUCAUCAUGUGCAAGUGCCACAACACAUAACCCAUCAAAUCUAUACAGUCUUCAAAAUUCUGAGCAGUCUAAUGAUGACUCUAGUCUUGUUUGUCAUGUUUGUGGCAAGUCUUUCACUUACCCAAAGAAUUUUGACAAACACCAGAGGACUUGUGUGGUUAGUAGUAAACGACAAGCAGAGACAGACCCACAGUGUUCCACAAGCUUAGCUCAUCACUCCAAACCAAACCCUGUUGAUAAGACCAAAGAGUAUUUCUUCACUGAAACUGGGCUUUCAAAUGGUCUACCCCAGGAAUCAAUAUCUUUGGACUCACCACAAGAGCAGAUGUGUAAAAGAAGCAGUCGUGUCAAACAAUGCUCCGCAUGCGGGGAAGUAUUUACUUGUUCUGUUGACUUGAUGAGGCACAUGAGAUGCCACACUGAACACAGUCCUUACCUUUGUUCUUAUUGUGGGAAACACUUUGACAACUACGAAGACUGCGAGACGCACCAGGAAGGUAAAUGCAGAGUUUCACACCAGCAUUCACAAGACAAUUCAUCGGGCAACGCAAAUAAAAGGAAUCAGGAGAAUAGCGUUGUUUCAAGUGGUAUAACUCAGAUCCCAACAACCCGAGACGCAUCUGCCAACUCGCAGGCUAAGUCGACCCUGACGUGUCAAGAAUGUGGCCAGGCUUUUACUUACUACAAGAGUUUUGAGAAGCACCAGAGCAGAUGUUCCAAAAGAGCUCCUCGAAGGAAAAAGCCAACAAAUGCAAACCAUUGCGUUAUCAAUGCUUGUAAUUUCCGAUCAGCUGACAAUUCCGACGGGAGACAUGCUGAGGCAAGUUCUGAAACGAAGGAAAGUGAAACUGCAAAAACUCUGACCUCGGCAGAACACGCAGAUGACUCCCAGACUGAAUCUCGCGCCAUCAAGUGCACCAUGUGUGAGAAGAACUUCUCAGAAAUUGUCCUCAUGAAAAGACAUUAUUCCAAAUCCCAUAAAGUUAGAGGCUCAUACCCCUGUCCUUUGUGUAAGAGAACGUUUGUGAGGUUGUGCGAGUUGGUUCGACAUCAGCAAAACAAAAGACUGUACCAGUGCGCCGCCUGCAAGAAAUGUUACACAAAGCCAGGACUACUAAAUGAUCAUGAAAAAGUCCAUAGCGCAAGUGUGGCACCACACAUCUGUGAAACGUGCGGGAAAAGCUUCAAAUCUCUCGCUCAUCUGAUUCUGCACCAGAGCAAGCAUAGAGAACGGCAACCUAGUGUUUGUUCCUACUGUGGGAAACAGUUCAGUACGAAAGACUGCCUGAGAGCGCAUAUGGUGAGGCACACAGGUGGUUACCCGUGCCCUGUCUGCGGGAAGAAAUUCUACCAAAAAACAUACCUUAAAUGGCAUCUGUAUAAACACACGGGGCAAGAGCCGUACCUUUGCGACACAUGUGGGAAAGGCUGGCCGAGUGCAGCUCAGCUCAAGCUUCACAUGAUUGAACAUACGGAGGAAAGGCCGUUCAAGUGCGAGGACUGCGGUGCGUGUUACAAGAGGGGAUCCCAUUUGAUGGCUCACCGCAGAGCCAAACAUAUCAGGUUGCGGCCAUUUGUGUGCGAGGUUUGCAGCAAAGCCUUUAGAUUAAACGGUGAGCUGAAAAAACACAUGAUGGUUCACACAGGGGAACGGCCAUUCACGUGUCCAAGGUGUGACAAAAGAUUCACGAGAAAUUCUCGCCUUAGGGAACACAGAGAAAAAGCAUGUCUGUAACUUUGUCCUGUAAUAAAACCGUUUAUGAUUCAUAUGCCAUACUACACUACAUACAGUAUAUACAUGUGCCAUAAGUUCUCUCAUCAACUGUGUCUCAAUGCUGUAUAUCUAUGAUGGCUUUAAUAACAAACUACAGAUGUGUGAAUAAACAUUUUGUCUGAUUUUGUAAAUGGUUUUCAUUCACUGAGAAUAAAAAAAAUCAACAAUUGUGACAAAUGAAGGAUUCUGUAAAAUGUGCUGAUGUCUACAAGGUUUCUCCAGGGGCUACAGAGAGCUCAAGUCUGUGUGAUAGAAUUUAGAGGAGGCAGACUGCCAAUCUGGGUUAUAUGGGGGUAGAUCCAAUCCAAAUAAAUUGCACGAGGCCUGCCUUUGCAUACACUGGAGUAAAGCUGAAACAAUUUGUCAACCAAAAAAUUUAUGGAUAAUCAUUUAGCUAAUUAAUCAUUUUAAGUUUUUUUUUUUUUUUUUUUUCAAACCAAAAAUGCCAUACAUUGUGUCACACCAGCUUCUUCAAUGUGAGGAUUUGCUUCUCUUUAUUUUAAUAUAACAUUUGAAUACCUUUAGGUUUAAAAUUGUUGAUCGGACAAAACAAGUACUCCGAAGACGAUACCUUGGGCUCUGAGAAAGCGGCAGACAUUUUUCUGAAGUUAUACACCAAACUAUCAACCGAUUAAUUGAGAAAAUAAUUGUCAUAUUAUUUGGUAAUGGAAAUAAUAUGGCAGUUAUGGGAACUUGUAUAUUAAAAUUUCCCUGAGCUUCCCAUUAUCUUGACAGUGCUUGUGUUGGGAUGCCAAUUUAAAAUGAUAGGAAUGCCAUUUUUGCUUUCUAGAUUACUUAUUGGUUAAUCAAUCGUAGUUCCAGCACUAGCGUAUGUAUUUAUAUAUACAGUAUAUGUACAUUUAACCUUGUGCAGUAGCCUACUGUUGCAGAAAAAGCAUUGCUUCCACCAGAGAGCAGUGGUGUUCCUGGGACUGCCUCAGUUUCAUCAGCCAGAGUCAAACUGUAUUUUAUGUACAGUAUCUAGAAGCUGAUUAUUUCUUAACCGUUCUUCAACAGGCCACAUCCCAUGCAACACAUUUUUCUAUGUCAAACUGAAAAUGACUUGGACUACAGAACAUUUUGAUUUUGGAAGUUGUUACAUAUGACUGUAAUCGUUUAAAUUUGCGAGGAUAAAGGUGCAACAAUGCUACUGUAAAUCGUUCAUUAGAUCUGUUGUCUCCGACAUCAGA
Molecule: messenger RNA, 4253 nt
Organism: Sander lucioperca (pikeperch)
Lineage: Eukaryota; Metazoa; Chordata; Actinopteri; Perciformes; Percidae
Product: zinc finger protein Xfin-like
Exons: 7
Coding region: 112-3024 (970 amino acids)
Biological process (GO): telomere capping; regulation of telomere maintenance via telomere lengthening
Cellular component (GO): shelterin complex
Molecular function (GO): telomeric repeat DNA binding
Source: RefSeq, a predicted model, not a curated record